GGCUGGUGAGAAGCAGGACGUUACUUCACCUCCUUCAGCACCUCAGAGACCAUCUGCGUCACCUCUCACCAUCGUCGUCGUCAUGAAGAAUUGUCUCGUCGCACUCGUCCUGGUGGGGCUGGCCUCCGCCCUGCCUGGUGUUCGCCACCGCCGUGACUCCUUCCCUUUCCUGUUCGAACUUCCUUCCGACGCUGAACUGGUCCUGGGAGGGAUCCAGACGGGUUUCGACUGUGCUAAUCUGCCCUACGGUUACUACGCCGACGAAGCCAACAACUGCGCCAUCUACCACGUGUGUCUCCCAUACAUCGACAACAACAUCGUGGUGACCCGCCACUUCUCCUUCAUGUGUGGCGAGGGCACCGUCUUUGACCAAGAGCAUCUCGUGUGUGCCACCCCCGAGAACGCCAGCCCCUGUAGCCAGUCCUCCUCCUUCAGGAGGUCUAACGAGUACUUUGGCCGCACAGAUAUUGGUUUCCUGGAGAAGUAGAAUGUCAGCAACAGUUCCGACGGAGAGGGCGAAGAACACUAGCAAUGACCUCCUGAGAGCCGUCUGAGGACCUCCAAGUCUCAUGCAUUUACGUGAAUGUCUCUGAGAAGAGCUGAAGUGAGGGACUUGGGACUCUCACCAGUCAGACUGUAGUUGUAAAUCAUUGAUCAUCGCAGUAUUAUACAUUCUUCGUUGCCAACCUUACACUUAUGACACACACACACACACUGUAUGAAUCUGUAACACAGCUCGGUUAGGAACAGACAAUACAGAUGAUUCAAUAACUGUAAAUUUUCCUUCAUAAAAUUUAUGUAUCGUAAUGUAAGAUUCAAAGUUGAUAUUAAAUCCUUGAGCAUAA
This is a messenger RNA of Homarus americanus (American lobster), 845 nucleotides long. Its product is annotated as U-scoloptoxin(01)-Cw1a-like. The coding region runs from base 83 to 487 and encodes 134 amino acids. The record is from RefSeq and is a predicted model, not a curated record. NCBI's taxonomy places the organism in Eukaryota, Metazoa, Arthropoda, Malacostraca, Decapoda, Nephropidae. Gene Ontology annotation, cellular component: extracellular region. The transcript has 2 exons. Gene Ontology annotation, molecular function: chitin binding.